This is a messenger RNA of Megalops cyprinoides (Indo-Pacific tarpon), 4614 nucleotides long. Its product is annotated as zinc finger protein 507-like. Gene Ontology annotation, cellular component: nucleus. Lineage: Eukaryota; Metazoa; Chordata; Actinopteri; Elopiformes; Megalopidae. The record is from RefSeq and is a predicted model, not a curated record. The coding region runs from base 125 to 2968 and encodes 947 amino acids. Gene Ontology annotation, biological process: regulation of gene expression. The transcript is spliced from 7 exons.
GAGAGGGAACACCAAAGCUACCUCAAUUGCUAAAAAAGGGAAAAAAAAACUCACACUUUCAUGUGCUGAGGCCAAAGAUCGCGGAGAACUGCUGCUGGAUCUGUUUUUGUUCCCUCCACCAGCCAUGGAGAAUAGCAGUGGCGGCGCAGUCCUGGUUCCCCACACUAGGGGGCAGCAGGACGCGGUCUGCGCUUCGGAAUGCAUGGUUGCUGUGAGCGCGACCCCGCAGGACUCGGACGGCGAGCAGAAGGCCCGGAAGCAGGCUGCGGACUCCCUGUUCCAGGUGAUCGAGAAGCUGAGCAAGAUCGUGGAGAAGCAGCCACGUAGGUGCUCCCUGCUGGGCAGGAAGAGGCCCCGCCUGCCCUGCCCCCCUGUGGCGGUUCAGGGAGCUCAAGCCCAGAGUGCCCAGAGCACAGAGACCACCUUAGAAAAGGCCAGGGGUGCAGAGGGGACCGAGGCGGGGGACGACAGCCGGAAGGAGGCGCUUGAGGAGAUUCACCUGUCCGAAGGUGCCAGCGAGGGGGCGGUCACCUUCUAUCAGUGCGGGCUGUGCCGGUUUGCGUCCCCGAUGCUGCCCUCGCUGAAGGAGCACCUUCUGCAGCACCACAAGCAGCAGCAAGGUGACGUCGUCCUGAUGUGCGCCGAGUGUAAUUUUACCUCCCGCCAGCAGGAGGAGCUAGAGGCACACAUCAGGCUUCACCUGGACAGCGGAGAUGCCGUUAGGGGCUCGGCGUCGGAGCCUCCGGGGGAUGUAGGGAGUGAGCUGGAGUGCUCGGGGGUGGGGGCCGAAGGUGUCCAGCUGAACACUGAGGGUGGGGCUGCCAGGGUGACCUUGGACAGCACCGAGGGCGAACCCCCCAAAAAAAAGUGGUACAGCCAGGAGCAGCCAGGCACGUACAGGUGCCUGAUCUGCAGCUACGUGUGCGGGCAGCAGCGCAUGCUGAAGACCCACGCCUGGAAGCACGCCGGUCUCGUGGACUGCUCCUACCCCAUCUUUGAGGAUGAGUCUGAGAUGCCCUCUCAGCGGGGGCCGACCACACCCCCCUCCCCACCCGAGGAGACGCUCGUAGUCCUGACGGCCGUGGGCGGAGACCCGGAGGCGACUCUCGAGCUGUCGCCUGAGGAGAAGCCGGCUGUCGAGGAAGACGAGGAGGCCAGUGUCGCCAUGGUGCCCGUCGCCGAGGAGCAGGCGGUGGAGGUGGAGGUCAGAAUGGAGACGGAGGCGGAGCAGGAGCGGGACACGCCCGGCGGCUCGGACAGCCUCCUCUCCUCAGCACAGAAGAUCAUCAGCAGCGGCCCCAACGUGGCGGGACACCUCAACGUGAUUGUGGAGCGGCUGCCGGGGGCCAGCAAGCCCUUCCUCCUGCCCCUGGAGGAGGAGAGUGAGGGCCCGCUGGAGGUGCAGGGGGAGGAGGUGGAGGUGGCCCAGGGCUCGAGUGGAGGCGUGGAGCAGGAUGCUCCUGCAGAGGAGCCGGAGGGGGGCGAGGGUGUCCCCCCGGCUCGGAAGCGGACACACUCCGAAUGCCUGCGGCUGCACUCGCUGGCCGCGGAGGUGCUGGUGGCCAUGCCCAUGAGGGCACCGGAGCCGGCGAGGGCCGACGCCCCCGGCGCCACGGACUCGGGCGCCCCGACCCCCGCCACGGGACAGUGCCCCGUCAAAAUUGCCACACCAUCCCCCGCCCUGCAGACAGACCCUCCCCCCGCUGAGAAGCAGCCCCGCGCCGCCGUGGUGCCCGGCGAGGCCGCGGGGGACAGUCCCGUGAAAACGGGCAUCAGCGUGUCCCUCCUGGCGGUGAUCGAGAGGCUGCGGGAGCGCGGGGACCAGGACGUGUCGGACGAGGACAUCCUGAGGGAGCUUUGGGACGGGGGGCGGGGCCCCGCGGGGGGCGAGGCAGGGCUUCCCGAGGGCAGCCUGGUGGAGGUGGACCCAGGCAGCGAGAGGCCCUACCGCUGCCGGCUCUGCCGUUACGCCAGUGCCAACAAGGGCUACGUCAAGCAGCACCUGCGCGCGCACCGCCCCAAGCGGCCCUACCAGUGCCCUAUCUGUGAGCACGUCGCUGCUGACAGCAAGGCCCUGGAGAAGCACAUGAUCCACCACUGCAAGAGCCGGAUGCAUCUCUGCAAGCAGUGCAACCAGGCCUUCUGCUACAAGAGUCAGCUGAGGAAUCAUGAGAAGGACCAGCAUGAGCUUGGGGACACCUCAGCAACCACGACACCCCCUGGCGAAACCAUGGUGACCACGCCACAGUCCCAGGGGAAGAUGACUGUUCAGGAGCCUUCCAGGGUCCAGAAAAUCUACAGGUGUGAUGUUUGCGACUACUCCAGCGCCACCUACGUGGGCGUCCGGAAUCACAGGAGGAUCCACAACUCUGACAAGCCGUACAGGUGCUGCAGCUGUGACUUCGCCACCACCAACAUGAACAGCCUGCGGGGUCACCUGAGGAAGCACCCCCAGGAGCUGCAGGGUAUGCAGCUGCUGGAGCAGUACAGAUGCUCUCUGUGUGGCUACGUGUGCAGUCACCCCCCCUCUCUGAAGUCUCACAUGUGGAAACACGCUGGCGACCAGAAUUAUAACUACGAGCAGGUCAACAGGGCCAUCGAUGAGGCCAUCUCUCAGAGCAGCCGGGCUCAGGCUGUCCACCAGAAACCGUCGUUAGAGCGAGCCAGUCCCGUCGAGGAGGGGGUGGAGAAAGCCACGCCCCGCGCUGACCCGCCCGCCGCGGGGGCGGGUGUGUUGACGGAGAGCCCCCCGGGGUCGGCUCAGAUCGGCAGGCCCCCUGCGGUCCCGAGGCAGGUGGGCGCCCCCUCCUGGCAGGGCACAGAGUACUGCAUGCUUCUGUUCUGCUGCUGCAUCUGCGGGUUCGAGUCCACCACCAAGGAGCAGCUGAUGCAGCACAUGAAGGACCACGAGGGGGAGAUCAUCAGCAUCAUACUGAGCAGGGAGCAGGGGGAACAGCGCCCCCUGUAGGGCACCAAGGGAAAUUCACCUCUUACAGAAACCACCUCAUUCAGGGCACCCACUGACAGUCCCCUUGCUGGGCCACACGGGGCCCUGUGUGCCCCAGUCCUGAACCUCUGCUCUGUGCACCGGACGUCACCCUGAGAGAGAUUCACCUUUCACCUUUCCCACUGUAUCACUGCUUUUUUGAAAGGCAGGGUUUGGUAUUGGUAUUUGUCUCUCUCCGUCUCUGUCUUUCACUCUGUCUCCCCUCUUUUUCUUCCCUCCUUUUCUCAUUCUCUCUCUCUCCCUCUGUAAGAGGAACCCAUGUCAGGGUGAGUUUGACUGAUCUGUUAGGUCGUAACUCUAUCCACGUUGUCAUUGGUCUGAGUUUGUCUCAAUAUUGCAGUGCCUUUUUUCCUAGCUUUAUUUAGGCCUUCCUCUCUUUGGGAGGACAGGUGAAGGGAUGAUGGUUAGACCCUUCACUUUCAAAAAGGGAAACGUUAAAAAGAUUACAGUAUAAAGCAUGUAGGAGCAUAAUUUUCAUAUCCGGAUUUAGGAUAAUGCAUACCUCAUUACAUGCAAAAGCUUGGCUUUUCUCUGUAGAUAUAGUGCUAAGCGCAUUUUAAUGGCUGUACACAUUAUGCACACAAGUGAAGGCAGCUUCUUUCCUGAAAUCACUGUAAUAUUUAACUUUAUUCACGUAUAUAUAUAUAUUUAUGUUUUGCGGUUACACCCGUUUCCCUGUUAGUCCACAGAAGCAAAGACACUUCUUGCUACAAUAUGUUUCACGUUUUGUAUUUAUGUGAAUAUUUAUUGAAUUAAUUUAUACGUACGCUGGUGAUUUCCGUUACCUCCUCACAAAAAAGCAGUUUGUCUUUAUGCAUCACAGUCCAUAUGGUGCUACUGAAAUGCCUCUGACGAGUUUGGCAGGAGAGUUAGGCGUUAGAGGAUUGUUUCCUGGAACCAUAUACUGAGCUGUUACGGAGUUGAAUAUAUUCACUUCAGUGUAAUUCGGAGUGUCUUGCAACUGCCAUUAAGCAUAUUCAACAAAAAGUUCUCGUUUUUUGGUUUUUGGAAGUUCUCUUGGUCAAACAUUUAGAGUGACCGUGGUGGGCGCUAUGGUCUGUUCAUUUGGUUUCUCCUGGUAACAGCAGCAAAAGGCACUGCUGCAAUUAAACUGUGAGUUACAGCAUAUGGAGGCAAUGCAGUCAGCGACUGACUGAGUAGAUCACGCUUUUUUAAUCUCAGUAUCUGCAUGUGGCUGUGAUGUAUGCAAUACACCAUUUGCUGAAAGCAGCAGAUUUUAAUUCCAGGUUAAUGAUAACGCCCAUGUGAAAUUAUAAAUAUGGAUCAAUAUGAAAAUGUUGAGAUAUUUUUCCAGUUUCAUUUCCUCUGUGCAGUUUGCCAAUUUAUACAGAUGGCCAACACUUCACUUGUUUCAGCGUUCACCAAAGUGUGUCUGCACAUUGAUGUAUAAAAAAAGAUUUUCUAGAUUUUAGAUAUUGCAGCAAGAGACAAACAUGCAGGAUUAGCUGUUUUUUGUGGUUAAUCCUCGAUUCAGGUUUCGGAGAACAUUUGUAACGUUCACGUCAAACUUGAAAUUUUUUGUCUUGUGCGCUGUCUUAUUUUAUAAACGGACAUGUUUCUUACAGCCUGACUUGGUUAUUUCAUUG